AUGGAAAUCUCAAACAUUACACAUUUGACUUCAUUCAUCCUAAUUGGAUUUCCUAGUACUAUGAUACUUCAGAACUUGAUAUUUGCCAUAUUACUGUUGAUAUACCUGGCUACGCUAGCUGGCAACAUUCUUAUGAUUGUUAUCAUAAUUUCUGAUUGCUAUCUUCAUACACCAAUGUACAUUCUUUUGGUUAAUUUGUCAGUCAUGGAGGUAUGUGGGAUAUCUGCUGUGACACCAAAACUGCUGUCUAUUUUAAUAGGAGAUGAGAUAACUAUUUCUUAUUCUGGAUGCCACAUACAAACUUUGUUCUAUUUUACCAUCAUUACUGCUGUUUUUCUAAUGUUAGCUGUCAUGUCUUUUGAUCGCUAUGUGGCCAUAUGUCACCCUCUCAGAUAUUCCACCAUAAUAAGACAUGCUGUUUGCAUGCAACUAGUGGGAAUUUGUUUGACCUUAUCUUUUGUAUGUAUUUUGUUUCCUGUUACACUGAUAUCCACCCUGACAUACUGUAGACGUAUCCUCAACCAUUUCUUUUGUCACAUUGGAGCCAUGGUAGAACUACUCUGUGAAGAUGUCGGUUUUAUUAAACUUUACAUACUUAUCUUCUCUACUUUUAUCUUAGUAAUACCUUUAAUAAUAACCACACUAUCCUAUGUGUUUAUUGUACACACUGUUGUGAGGAUGCCAUCAGAUAAAGGUUGUAUGAAAACCUUUUCUACAUGUGCUUCUCAUCUCACUAUGGUGUCCAUAGUCUAUGGCUGCGCCAUAUUCAUACAGAUCAGACCAUCCAGAUACUAUUCGAUGGAAACUGACAAGUUUGUAAACCUUGUAAGCACUGUGCUGUCUCCUUUAUUGAAUCCUUUUAUUUAUACUUUAAGAAAUCAGAAGGUUAAAGAUUCAAUAAGGAACGCACUAUGGAAAGAAAAAACUACCAUAAGGCUACCUUCCAGCAGUCCGCAUUUGGCAAUACUAAAUUUUUUUUUUAUAAUUUCCAAACGGGGGGCAAGUUAUUUUUUGCUUAUUUGGCUAAGUUAG
This is a messenger RNA of Staurois parvus, 1032 nucleotides long. The record is from the annotation of a GenBank genome assembly. Lineage: Eukaryota; Metazoa; Chordata; Amphibia; Anura; Ranidae.